GCCAAGCCAAAAUUAACGGUAAAACAAACGUUAAAAACACACCCAAAACAGAAAGAAGACAGAUAAACAUCUGAAUAAAUAAAUAAACAAAUAAAGAAACGAUAUUUUCGUUUUUCGACAACUGUAAACGGUCACAUUACUCAGUGUUCGCGUUUACUGUCAGUGCAUUUUCAGUGACAACUUCGUUUUCGAGGAUUACUUCGAUUAUCUAAAUCCAAGAUGUCCAUCACUUCAGUUCAGACUGCCCCCGAAAGUCUUUCCCGCCAUGGAAGCAACAUCUCGCUGUCCUGCCACAGUUUGUGCGGUAGCGUCGAUGAUGGUCUUCAGGGCUCUCAUCCGCAAUACCAGGACACAAUCCUCACCAUCGAGGAACUUCGUGCCCAGCUAAACUCCUGCUUUACAUGCGGAGUAUCGUGGAGUGCGGAACACGUUUCCCUCGAUUGCAGUGAAUGUGGUGGUUACUCGUUGGAACGUCCCUGCCCGUUAUGCGACGGACGUUGCCACGCCGUUUGGAAGCGCGACCUCACCAUGUCCCAUGCCAGUGGAAAGGCAAGAUGGAUCGGUGAGUGCGCCCUGAGCUGCGGUCCCUCCCUCGAGGAGUCUUUGGUUCCUGCGUUAGAAAAGCUGCGAGCUACUUCCUGAACGGAAAGUUCCGAGGCGCAGCCCCAACCUUGCACAAGACUUAACCACCACCAUCCAUAGCGUCACUCAUCCACCAUCGAGAGCGAAUUAAGGACGAAUGAAUGAGGAGGAAUUGAUGUUCCACGAGUCGAUUCACUCGGUACAAUGUCUGUAGAAAAAUAUAAAACGAUGGUCGUCUGUGAUUGGCGAGUACCAGCAUCGCUCGUUCGUCGUCUGUCGUAAUGAAAAUUCGACGAAAAACACGA
Messenger RNA from Diprion similis, 887 nucleotides. It is a transcript of the gene Pino, whose product is annotated as protein pinocchio. Bases 220 to 642 code for a protein of 140 amino acids. The record is from RefSeq and is a predicted model, not a curated record. Lineage: Eukaryota; Metazoa; Arthropoda; Insecta; Hymenoptera; Diprionidae. The transcript is spliced from 5 exons.